Molecule: messenger RNA, 2143 nt
Organism: Galeopterus variegatus (Sunda flying lemur)
Lineage: Eukaryota; Metazoa; Chordata; Mammalia; Dermoptera; Cynocephalidae
Gene: CEPT1
Product: choline/ethanolamine phosphotransferase 1
Exons: 9
Coding region: 129-1379 (416 amino acids)
Biological process (GO): phosphatidylethanolamine biosynthetic process
Cellular component (GO): Golgi apparatus; endoplasmic reticulum membrane
Molecular function (GO): diacylglycerol cholinephosphotransferase activity; ethanolaminephosphotransferase activity
Source: RefSeq, a predicted model, not a curated record
CGUCUGGAGUCGGAGGUGAUACUUAUACUUCUGGGGGUGUUCUUGCUGAGGUCCGGCUAAAGCACCAGCCACAAAAAGCUACAAAAUAAGAUAAAUAAUUGUCUCCAAAUAAAAGAAAACCAAGAUCCAUGAGUGGGCAUCGGUCAACAAGGAAACGAUGCGGAGAUUCUCACCUGGAGGCCCCUUUGGGCUUCGGGCAUAUGAGUACUACAGGGUGUAUAUUAAAUAAAUUGUUUCAGUUACCUACACCACCAUUGUCAAGACACCAGCUAAAGCGGUUAGAAGAACACAGAUAUCAGAGUGCUGGACGGUCCCUGCUUGAGCCCUUAAUGCAAGGGUAUUGGGAGUGGCUAGUUGGACGAGUUCCCUCCUGGAUUGCUCCAAAUCUCAUCACCAUCAUUGGACUGUCAAUAAAUAUCUGUACAACUAUUUUAUUAGUCUUCUACUGCCCUACAGCUACAGAGCAGGCACCUCUGUGGGCAUAUAUUGCUUGUGCAUGUGGCCUUUUCGUUUACCAGUCUUUGGAUGCUAUAGAUGGGAAACAGGCAAGAAGAACCAAUAGUAGUUCUCCUUUGGGAGAGCUUUUUGAUCAUGGUUGUGAUUCACUAUCAACAGUUUUUGUGGUUCUUGGAACUUGUAUUGCAGUACAACUGGGGACAAACCCUGAUUGGAUGUUUUUUUGUUGUUUUGCUGCAACAUUCAUGUUCUAUUGUGCACACUGGCAAACAUAUGUUUCUGGAACAUUGCGAUUUGGAAUAAUUGAUGUGACUGAAGUGCAAAUCUUCAUAAUAAUCAUGCAUUUGCUGGCAGUGAUUGGAGGACCACCUUUUUGGCAAUCUAUGAUUCCAGUGCUGAAUAUUCAAAUGAAGAUUUUUCCCGCACUUUGUACUGUAGCAGGGACCAUCUUUUCCUGUACGAAUUACUUCCGUGUGAUCUUCACAGGUGGUGUUGGCAAAAAUGGAUCAACGAUAGCAGGAACAAGUGUUCUUUCUCCUUUUCUUCAUAUUGGAUCAGUGAUUACAUUAGCUGCAGUGAUCUACAAGAAAUCAGCAGUUCAGCUUUUUGAAAAGCAUCCCUGUCUUUAUAUACUGACAUUUGGUUUUGUAUCAGCUAAAAUCACUAAUAAGCUCGUGGUUGCACACAUGACAAAAAGUGAAAUGCAUUUGCAUGACACAGCGUUCAUAGGUCCGGCACUUUUGUUUCUGGACCAGUAUUUUAACAGCUUUAUUGAUGAAUAUAUUGUACUUUGGAUUGCUCUGGUCUUCUCUUUCUUUGAUUUGAUUCGCUACUGUGUCAGUGUUUGCAAUCAGAUUGCAUCUCACCUGCACAUACAUGUCUUCAGAAUCAAGGUCUCUACAGCUCAUUCUAAUCAUCAUUAAUGAUGUAAUUGGUGUUAUAUAGGAAACUCAUAUUUUCUGCAGGAAAGAAUCUGAGCAUAUUAAGGAGAAUGGGGGUGGAUGAGAACAAAUAUAAUUUAUAAUAAACAGUGUUGUAUAACUUUUAUCCAUUGUUAUUGGUAACACUCCCUAACUAUCCUUUGUGAGAAUGGGAAUUUCAAGUCCCAUGCUAUAAAUUGUACAUGUUGUCAUACGGGGUUUGGCCCAAGAAAGCAUGCAGGAAAAAAAUGCCAUUUGUUUGUAAUUAUCCCAGAUUCAGAAUAAUAUUGUCAUGGGGAGCAGAUCCCCAGUUGUGGAGAUCUCUAAUGUAGAAUAUUUGCAAGCCAAAACAUGGUUACUUUAUAAUUUUAACAAAUCAUUAUCUUUCAGUAACAUCCUUGUUUAGUUUCUUUACAAAGGAGCUCAGCUUGUGGCACAGAUACAUACUACUAGCUUGUGGGGUGGAACCUAGUGAUAGAGACCUUGAAUUUGGAUUGAAAAGUUUCAUAUCUUUACACUGUUGAAUAAGUAACUGUUUUAUUGCUCAAGAAGUGGUAUCUCUCAUGGGCUUGGGAAAUCCUGUUAGCAUGCAGAAUAAUGUGGUAACUUUGUCAAUCCAUUUUAUUUUUUUUAAUAAAUAUAUGAUCUGAAAUCCAACUUUUUUUUUCUCAGUUUUAUUCAGUGGAAAGAUAAACUAAGUUUUAAUGUCAUUUUUUUAAAUGUAAGCAAAAUUUAUUUGUUUAAUAAAUAAGGAAUUCAGUUAGCUA